GCACUGCCACUUGCGUUAGUGAAUUAGUAUUCCCCACCGAUACGGGCUCGGAAUGAAUAACGAGGGCAUACCACAGUGGGCGGCGGAGGUUGCCGUUAACAACAGCUUUAUUCCACCCAGUGGUCUUGGUAACCGAGCAAUGCUCGGUGUAGUGUGUGAUCGAUACAAAAUUUAGACAUCAUAAUAUGAUUGUUCACUUCGUUCAUCAUUGAUUGAAGAUCGCUUUCAAUUGUGUUUUGACAAAUCUAAUCAAUGCAAGAUGUCGUUGAUGGGUGCUGAGAAUAUCAGGCUUUUAAAAAAUCUGUUCACACCCAAUAAUGAGGAUAGUGACUCUGAAGAUGAGAUCCAAGACAAUGCUGCAAAUCGACAAUUAGGUCCUGGAGAUAUCGGCACGAACACACAUUCUAAGACGAAGAAAAAACGUGACGGGAAUCCUGAUGAACACAUAAAAAACAGCUCUUAUUCUCCUCUGCAGGAAACCAAUGCUGAUGAACCCAAAACCAUUGAAGAAUGGGAGCGCCGGGAGGAACUGGAAUGUGAAAAGCUGCUAGAGUUUCGCCCUCGGCCGGACUUCAAGAUUUCCUACAAGCAAACCGUAGGCACAGAGGAUUUAUUUCUGCAAAUGAGUGGUAAAACCCCCGGUACAGCUAGUUGUGAAAGCAUGAUCAUCGACAUCUUCCUUAACGGGGAAACAGCUGGAAUACAUAACAUAGACCUUACCGUUCUGGAGCAACAAAUAAUUGUCAAGUCACCUAAGUACUAUCUGGAUCUGACACUACCGCAUAAAAUCGUCCCUGAUAAGGGCAACGCCGCCUGGCUCUCGGAGGAGAAAAUUCUGAAGCUCACGUUGAAGAUGGUGCGCGAAUUCGACUUUGUCAACUUUUGAACUCGUUUGCAACAAAGCCGCUAGUUCGCGUGAAGUGGCACAAAUUAAGCGCAAUUAUAGCUAGCGACAUGUGAAGGCAACGCCGGCACUUGUUGGAAUGUGUAUUUAAUAAACGAUGGAUAUACAACCUUUCAAUUGUUUUUACGGAAUUGUAUGGUGGGUAAGAGAAAUGCUAGACUUCCUACUGUAAAUGAGUAGUCGACUAUAA
Toxorhynchites rutilus septentrionalis is the source of this 1094-nucleotide messenger RNA. It is a transcript of the gene Dnaaf6, whose product is annotated as dynein axonemal assembly factor 6. The coding region runs from base 260 to 886 and encodes 208 amino acids. Gene Ontology annotation, molecular function: dynein intermediate chain binding; protein-folding chaperone binding. The transcript is spliced from 2 exons. Lineage: Eukaryota; Metazoa; Arthropoda; Insecta; Diptera; Culicidae. Gene Ontology annotation, cellular component: cytoplasm. The record is from RefSeq and is a predicted model, not a curated record. Gene Ontology annotation, biological process: axonemal dynein complex assembly.